CUAAACUCCUAUGCUAAGCAUCACCGGCAUUAAAAAUAGCAUGAUCGAAGCUGAAUAAAAUUCUCAUAAGAUCCGAACAUACAAACUUAUGAAUAUAAAUUUGCCAAAAUUCUCAAUCUUUCAAACAUCCCGACGGGCAGACCAGUCUACGGAAGACAGGAGUAGGAAACAACGCUCUUGCUCUGCGGCCCUGCUGCUCCUCUUCUGCAAAAGUGCAGUCCAUCGCAAGGUACCCGUAAUCAUCUACCAUGUAUACAAAUUCAAUCCAAAAUCCUGAUGGAGAUAGUCAAAGAAGAGAAAAAGGACUGAAAAGGAAGUCUACUGAAAAACUUGGAAUGCAAAUCAUGGAUCAGAUGGAUGAUAAUUUGGAAGUACCCAAAAUUGGCAAAAGUUGUUCGAUUGCCAAUGAGGAUUUUCAAAACAGUCAUCUUGAGUUGGAUUCAACUGCACAAUCGCAGGUCAAACAACCUAAAAUUGAUACAAGGACAAUUGGAAACCUUAUUGCAGAAGGGACUGAGAGAAAAAAGAAUAAAAAUAAAGAUGGACUUCAGUGCAUGGAACAAAUCAGAUAUUAUGUCUAGUAAAAACUUGUGGAAUGUAAAUAAUGGACUAGAGAAUGACAGUAUGCUAAACAAAAACGAGAGUACUGCUCAAGAAUCUGAUGUUAAGGUGACCGAGCAUUUCUCAUCAUCUAUUGAGAAGAAAGAUCACUUGUCAAAUGAUUCAUGUCUAUAUCUGGAAAUAGCACCAGUUGCAUGUGUUAGAAGAAAACUUCUUGUCCUUGACGUCAAUGGUCUACUUGCAGACAUUGUAAUGCCAGCACCAAAAGACUGUAUUGCAGAUGCACAUAUCUGGGGACGGGCGGUAUUCAAGAGACCCUCCUGUGAUGAAUUUCUGAAGUUUUGCUUCGAGAAGUUUGAUGUGGGCAUAUCGUCAUCAAGAUCCAGGAAAAUUAUUGAGAACUUUGUCAAUUAUUUAUUGGCAGAUCUACAGCACAAACUGCUAUUUUGUUGGGAUAUGUCGCAUAGUACUCAUACAGGGUACAAAACUCUUGAAAACGUGCAAAAACCCUUGGUCAUGAAGCAGCUAAAGAAAAUAUGGGAAAAAGAUGAUCCUAAUCUUCCUCGGGAGAAGGGAUAUUAUAAUGAAUCGAACACAUUAUUGCUGGAUGAUUCUCCUUACAAGGCCUUGCUCAAUCCUGUCCCGGAGGUGAUCUUCGAGUUUAUUUGGAAGAUAUGUUGAUGUGUGACGAUGUAAGGAAAUAUGUUGAGCAACAUCCAUUCGGUCAAAGUGUUAUAGAUGAAACGAAUGUGUUUUGGAGAUUCUACUCUCGGGUUCUUCAUAGUGUGUCCACUCAAUCAGUCUAGAGAGACCUCUCUCUUCCCUGCUUGCUCAUGGGAUUCAUGAACUCGAGCGGCUAUAGCAUUUUUCUUGUGGUAUUUGUCUUUUACAUUAGGGAAUAUGGAAAAGGUCCGCAUUUAGACAAGGAUGAUUCAAGCAUACAGAAUGACACAGAAGGACAACAUUACUUCAACAAAUUGCUGCUGAUGAUACUUGGCAUAACAAAACCAAAUUCAUCCAAUAAUGGACCUUCAGAGGAUGCCGCCUAAACUUUCUCCCUCUUUUCAUUUAUGGUGGCCUUAAACUAAUAAUGAGUAGAAAUUUGGCUGAGAUUUUGUACGUUGGAUUCCCUCAAUUCUUUUUGUUGUUUAUCAUUACUAAUAAAUUUCUUCGUCUACUAUAUUUAUAGUUCAGGUCCAGAAGUUGUAUUUAAUGGAUCGUCUGGCCAUAUUAUGACUGGCAUUUGUCAGUGUUUGAAUGUAAAGCUGCUUAUUUAUAGAGGAAUAUGUAAUGAUUGUGCUGUUUACACCAGCUUCUGCUUUAUAUUGUCAGUUACUCUGGCAAAUCGAUUCAGCUGGUCGAUGACAAUGUUUUGACAUGUUUUAAAACUAUCAUG
Molecule: messenger RNA, 1957 nt
Organism: Olea europaea var. sylvestris
Lineage: Eukaryota; Viridiplantae; Streptophyta; Magnoliopsida; Lamiales; Oleaceae
Exons: 6
Coding region: 358-1242 (294 amino acids)
Molecular function (GO): phosphoprotein phosphatase activity
Source: RefSeq, a predicted model, not a curated record